UGAAAGAGAUACAUAUGGUAUAUGAAAUAUAUAGAACUGCUACAAGACUUCAUCUUAAAGAAAAUCUCACAAAGUUCUCUUUCCUCUCUUGACCAGUGUGUAACUCUCCACAUCCUAUUUGAAACAUGACUGUAACCAGUAUGAGCACUGAAAUGUGUGAAAUGGCCAAACAACUGCACAACACAACCACACUGCUGUGUUGUGUCUCAAUUGAUCGUUGUCUUUUUCAUAUUGGUUGUCUAGUGACAAUUUUCCAUCAAUUUCUCCAUCUGUAAGAAAAACUAGAACCCCUUUCAAAUCUUUUCCUAAUGACACCCAACGAGCAGAGCCUCUUGUGAUCGUUGUGUGCAUAGUUUGUUUAAACUAUGAGCCAGGUGCACCUGCAACCACAGACUUUGGCUGAAGAGGAAAAGCAUGUGCUGCAAGUGUACGUUCGAGUAACGUUGGCUUGUUUGACAAAACAGAUUCAUGACAAACUAACAAGAACUUGAUAAUAGUUAUGUUUUUAGGGUCUGUAUUUUUCAUCAUCAAAUUGAAGGAUUCCGACCAAAAUCUGCUGAGAACUUUCUCCCCAGGUCCAACGAAAAACCUCUCAAGAACAAAACAAAGCUAUGGAUGAUUAUGAUUUUAACCAAUUUUACACAAACAAAGACACAAUUCAAAGACACAGUACUCUGUACUAAUCAGGCCUUCAUGUACAACAUCAGUUGCACAAAGAGCAUUAUUGGAGUGAUGCUACACAAGACUUUAAAACACCAUAUCACAUCUGUAUCACACUGAAGACAUCACUGUUGUUGUUGCUUGCUGCUCCAGUUUCCAACAACAGUUUUGACUGAUGCAUGACUGACUGGCACAUCUUUCAAAUACGCAAUCCAUGACUGUGUCACCACUGACUCACAGAGGCAAGCUAGCAAACCAGAUGGUAAUGAGCAUUGUUUGUUUGAUAGAGAGCAACAAGAUAACACUAUGCACACUUGAAGAAAUCUCUAUACUAAUUCCAGGAUGUGAAUGUGAUGGUGAUUCUAGGUUUUGGCUUCUUAUGCACUUUUUUAGUGCGGUAUGGCUUCAGUGGCACAGGGUUCAACCUCCUUGUGGCUGUCAUGGCCACCCAGUUGGCAAUUAUACUCAACGGCAUUGAGUCCUGGUAUUACAGAGGGAAGAUCAGGCUAGAUUUGAAAAGCUUGGUGGUUGCUGAGAUGUGUGCAUCUUCUGCACUCAUUGCAAUUGGAACUGUGGUGGGGAAGACCAACCCUGUCCACCUCAUCCUCAUUGCCCUGCUGGAGGUGUCAGGGUUUGUCCUGAAUCAAUGGCUCCUCCAGACUCUGCUGAAGGUCCGGCUUCUGAACAGCAUCAUGCUGCUUCACAUCUUUGGGGCCUUAUUUGGGCUCACGCUGACGUGGAUCCUGUAUCGGAAAGGAUCAGAACAGCAAUUUGAGAAAGAGACAUUUGACCGCAAAACAGGAUUAUUCUCCAUGUUAGGGGCCGUGUUUCUGUGGAUGUUUUGGCCCAGUUUUAACGCAAUCCUUGUGGAUGACCGUAUUCCUGGGAGGAAGCUGGGGGCAGUGUGCAACACCUACCUGGCCCUGGCUGUUAGUGCUGUAACAGCAGCUGCUGUGUCUGUGCUCACCAGUCCCAAGGGAAAACUAAACCCAAUCCAUAUGCAGUCUUGUAUCCUUGCUGGCGGUGUUGCUGUCGGGGUUUCCAUAUCAGCGGUUCAUCAACCGUGGCAGGCCAUGACAAUCGGAUUCACUGCCGCUGUUGUAUCAACCAUUGGAUUCCGAUACCUCAAGAUCCACAUGCUGCUCGCGUUUCAGUGCCAUGACACCUGUGCUGUUCUGAGCACAUAUGGGCUCCCUGGUCUACUGGGAUGGCUGGCACAUCUCAUCCUGCAGCUUAUAGACUCUGAUGACCACAGAAUGGCAAUCAGGUUUGCUGUGUUUCACAUUUCUGCUCUCCUCAUCACCAUAAGUCUGAGUCUGUUGACGGGAAUCAUUACUGGGCUGCUGCUGAAGUGGAACUUCUGGAGACCCCCUCAAGACAACAAAUGUUUUGAUGAUCAGGCUUUCUGGGAGUUUCCCCAUCUUGUAGUGCGCAAGUAAGAAGAUGGAAAAAGAAGCAGACCAAGUCUGAUCCUGGAAGUACAAACCUUUUUUUGCAUUCAUUCAUGUCAGUGUAUAUAAUUUCAUACAACAUAUUACAUUCCAUACGAUACAUUUAUAUCAUGUAUAUGCAAAGUAGUUAUUAGAUGUUUUUAUGUGUGCAAGACUGGGACAAAAAGCAAGGUUGAGAUGUGGAGGAAUAUAAGACUCAUUUACUGCUCCGUUUGUUUCUGUUUAAUGCUGCCAUGGAUGUUACACGAGCAAAUUGAUGUGUUGCAGUCAAACACAUCUCCAGUACAUAAAUAACACCCUGCAGUUGUGAAACCUUUGUUGAUUUUAGGUCAGCAGUGUAAGCUAAUUAACCUUUAACAAUAAAUCCGGAUCACUGCAACAUUUUAAA
Molecule: messenger RNA, 2499 nt
Organism: Thunnus maccoyii (southern bluefin tuna)
Lineage: Eukaryota; Metazoa; Chordata; Actinopteri; Scombriformes; Scombridae
Gene: rhd
Product: Rh blood group, D antigen
Exons: 10
Coding region: 1014-2099 (361 amino acids)
Biological process (GO): ammonium homeostasis; ammonium transmembrane transport
Cellular component (GO): plasma membrane
Molecular function (GO): ammonium channel activity
Source: RefSeq, a predicted model, not a curated record